CAAACCAAUCAAAAUACACAAGAAAAAGAAUAUUAGUUUAGCAAAUUUCAAGAGAACCCUAACAAUCAUGGGUUCUAAACUUGAAGCUUUGUUAUUCAUUUUUAUGAUUUUCAUGGCAAUAUCAUUGCCACCAAUUUAUGCUUGUGCACCUUGUACUCAGCCACAUCCACCAGGCCACCGUCCAACCCACCCAAAAGUUCCUCAUCCUAACCCACCAAGCACCAAGCACCCACCACACCACGGCGGCCACCCAAAACCACCUUCAACAAAAAACCCACCAGUGGUUUUGCCACCAAUAGUCAUUAAUCCUCCUCCUGUAGUAAACCCUCCUGUAAUAAUAACACCUCCUCCUGUAAUAACACCGCCGCCUUCUUCAGGUUACCCACCAUACACGCCUAGCCCUCCAUCUGGUGGUGGCGGAGGCGGCGGCGGUGGCGGAGGCGGUGGAGGAGGAGGAGGAGGAGGUGGUGGUGGUGGUGUUCCGGGGCUUAAUCCUCCACCUACUACUCAACCCACUUGUCCAAUCAACGCCCUUAAGCUAGGGGCUUGUGUUGAUGUAUUAGGAGGAUUAGUGCAUGUUGGAUUAGGGAAUCCAGUUGAGAAUGUUUGCUGCCCCGUAAUUAAAGGAUUGCUAGAGCUUGAAGCAGCAGUUUGUCUAUGCACAACUAUAAGGCUUAAGCUUCUUAAUAUCAACAUUUUCAUUCCUCUUGCUCUUCAAGUUUUAAUAACUUGUGGAAAGAAUCCACCUCCUGGUUUUGUGUGUCCUCCUCUUUGAAACAUUGUACUACUCCACCAAUAAGGUUAAUCUUAUGGGGUAAAUUCAUUUGUCCUUAGUUUUUGUGUUAGUUUCUUUCUUUUUGGUUAGUGUUAGUGUCUGUGACUUGAUCAUUUAGGGUUUGAUUCGCAGUGCCAAACAGUGAAUUAAAUUCCAUUCUAGGGUUAUACUUGAGGGAGUAAUUAAGUCAAGUGUUGUAUGAUGUUCAAGCAGUUGAGAUCUCUCUCUCAGAGACUUGCUCUUUUUCUUAUUAUUUAUUGAGAAACUUGCAUUUCAUUAUUUUGUUUAAA
This is a messenger RNA of Jatropha curcas, 1065 nucleotides long. NCBI's taxonomy places the organism in Eukaryota, Viridiplantae, Streptophyta, Magnoliopsida, Malpighiales, Euphorbiaceae. The record is from RefSeq and is a predicted model, not a curated record.